This is a messenger RNA of Mesoplodon densirostris (Blainville's beaked whale), 2121 nucleotides long. RefSeq names its product solute carrier family 26 member 1 (gene SLC26A1). Bases 1 to 2121 code for a protein of 706 amino acids. Gene Ontology annotation, molecular function: secondary active sulfate transmembrane transporter activity; oxalate transmembrane transporter activity; bicarbonate transmembrane transporter activity. Gene Ontology annotation, cellular component: membrane. NCBI's taxonomy places the organism in Eukaryota, Metazoa, Chordata, Mammalia, Artiodactyla, Ziphiidae. The record is from RefSeq and is a predicted model, not a curated record. The transcript has 2 exons. Gene Ontology annotation, biological process: transmembrane transport.
AUGGAAGUGUCCCCUGAGUGCACACAGCAGGGCAGGGGGCUGGUGCUGGUUCGCCGGCGGCCCCCCGCACCCCCGGGCCUGCGAGAGGUUCUGAAGGCCCGGCUGCGGCGGAGCUGUGCGUGCAGCGUGCAGGGGGCCUGGGCACUGCUGCAGGACCUGCUCCCCGCAACGCGCUGGCUCCGCCAGUACCAGCCUCGGGAGGACCUGGCAGGUGACGUCGUAUCUGGGCUGGUCAUCGGCAUCAUCCUGGUCCCUCAGGCCAUCGCCUACUCACUGCUGGCCGGGCUGCAGCCCAUCUACAGCCUCUACACGUCCUUCUUUGCGAACCUCAUCUACUUCCUCAUGGGCACCUCACGCCACGUCUCCGUGGGUAUCUUCAGCCUGCUCUGCCUCAUGGUGGGCCAGGUGGUGGACCGCGAGCUCCUGCUGGCCGGCUUCGACCCCGCCCAGGACGGCCCGGGGCCCGGGGCCAACCACAGCGCCCUCAACGCCUCGGCCACCACGCUGGCGCUUGGGCUACAGGACUGCAGCCGGGACUGCUACGCCAUCCGCGUGGCCACUGCCCUCACGCUGCUGGCCGGGAUUUACCAGGUCCUCAUGGGCGUCCUCGGGCUGGGCUUCGUGUCCGCCUACCUCUCGCAGCCGCUGCUGGACGGCUUCGCCAUGGGGGCCUCAGUGACCAUCCUGACCUCCCAGCUCCGACACCUGCUGGGUGUGCGGGUCCCGCGGCACCAGGGGCCGGGCCUGGUGGUCAGCACAUGGCUGAGCCUGAUGCGCAGUGCCGGGCAGGCCAACCUGUGCGACGUGCUCACCAGUGCCGCAUGCCUGGCCGUGCUGCUGGCGGCCAAGGAGCUCUCGGACCGCUACCGGCACCACUUGAAGGUGCCGCUGCCUGCAGAACUGCUGGUCAUCGGGGCGGCCACGCUCGUGUCCCACUUCGGGCAGUUCCACGAGCGCUUCGGCUCCAGUGUGGCUGGCGACAUCCCCACUGGCUUCAUGGCCCCGCAUGUGCCAGACCCGGCGCUAGUGGGGCACGUGGCGCUGGACGCCGUGUCCCUGGCCCUGGUGGGCUCCGCCUUCUCCAUCUCGCUGGCAGAGAUGUUCGCCCGCAGCCAUGGCUACUCUGUGCGCGCCAACCAGGAGCUGCUGGCUGUGGGCUGCUGCAAUGUGCUGCCUGCCUUCUUCCACUGUUUUGCCACCAGCGCUGCCCUGGCCAAGAGCCUGGUGAAGACAGCCACCGGCUGCCGCACGCAGCUGUCCAGCGCGGUCAGCGCCGCUGUGGUGCUGCUGGUGGUGCUGGCGCUAGCGCCCCUGUUCCGGGACCUGCAGCGGAGCGUGCUGGCCUGCAUCAUCAUCGUCAGCCUGCGUGGGGCCCUGCGCAAGGUGCGGGACGUCCCGCGGCUAUGGCGGCUCAGCCCUGCCGAUGCUCUGGUCUGGGUGGCCACGGCGGCCACCUGCGUGCUGGUCAGCACCGAGGCCGGGCUCCUGGCCGGCAUUCUCCUCUCACUGCUCAGCCUGGCCGGCCGCACACGGCACCCACGCGCUGCCCUGCUCGCCCGCGCCGGGGAUUCCACCUUCUAUGGGGACCCAGCAGAAUUUGAGGGCCUGGUCCCCGAGCCUGGUGUGCAGGUGUUCCGCUUCACGGGGCCCCUCUACUACGCCAAUAAGGACUUCUUCCUGUGGUCACUCUACAGCCUCACUGGGCUGAACGCUGGGUAUGCAGCCACCAGGAGGAAGGAGCAGGGCCCGGGGGUGGGGGCUGGCGAGGGAGAGCCUGUCGAAGGCAGGGACCUGGGUCCCGGGAGCAGCACAGCUGCGCUGGUGCCCUCGGCAACCUGCUUCCACGCAGUGGUCAUUGACUGUGCCCCGCUGCUGUUCCUGGAUGCUGCCGGCCUGGCCACGCUGCAGGACCUGCGCCGAGACUACGGGGCCUUGGGCAUCACCCUGCUCCUGGCCUGCUGCAGCCCCUCAGUAAGGGACACCCUGAGGAGAGGCGGCUUCCUCGGGGAGGACCAGGGGGACGCGGCCGAGGAGGGGCAGCUGUUCCCCAGCGUGCACUGUGCCGUGCAGGCGGCCCGAGCCCGCUGCCAGGAACUGGUAGCCACCAACUACACCCUCUAA